Styela clava is the source of this 1800-nucleotide messenger RNA. NCBI's taxonomy places the organism in Eukaryota, Metazoa, Chordata, Ascidiacea, Stolidobranchia, Styelidae. The record is from RefSeq and is a predicted model, not a curated record.
UUAAGGUUAUGAUUAUUCUGACCAGUUGUGGCUCAAUGAGUUCCUCUUGUGGCGAAGUCAGAAUAGUACUGACUACUGAGUUAACGAGAUUUCGCAAUAAGAUACGAUUGCCACAAGAUGGGAUACUAUCAGUAUUCUUGAAAGGGAAUAUGGUCAAAACGCUCAUUUUUAUAACAUUCACAAAGAGUCUUAUCACCAUGAGAGACAAACUUAAAACCGUGAACAACAAACUUAGUUGCAUUCCUGCUUCAGUUUCUUAUCUUAAGAAACGAUGUGUUUUUGUUAUCUUAGAACUAACUCUGGUUUCUCUGUGACCUUUUUUUUUAUCUUAUUUCCAGAUAGACGUUGUACACAGGAAGACUUUUUAUCCAGUUGGCUAUUUAUAUUGAUCGGUUUCUUUUUUUAUUCAGCGCCCUCUUGGUGACAUAAUGUUAUAUAGUAGUAAUUGAAAUGAAAAAAGUUAAACGAAAAAAGUUGCACGAAUGCGGCAUUUGUGGUAAAAGUUUUGGACAGAUUAGUCAUCUCAGGGACCAUCGAACGACACACACUGGAGAACGACCUCAUAAGUGUGAAAUUUGUGGCAAGGGAUUUACACAGAACAGUCAUUUGAGAAACCAUCUGCGUUUGCACUUUCCGGAUAAACCACAAAAUCAACAGAAAUGUGAAGUUUGUGGGAAGGUACUCGGAGAUGUGCGGAGUAAGACUAUUCAUAUGAGACAACAUACAGGGGAAAGACCAUAUAAAUGUGAAGAGUGUGGAAAAGGCUUUAGCGACAAUAGUACUUUGAGAAAGCAUAUGAAUCAACAUGCAAAUAAAUUUGUGUGUGAAAUCUGUGAACGGUCCUUCGGCUGCAAAUCUCAUCUUUCCUAUCAUAUUCUCACUCAUACAAACGAAAAGCGAUUUAUGUGCACUGUAUGCGAUAAAUUAUUCGCACGCAAAGAGAAUUUGAAGUUGCAUAUGAGAAGGCAUACUGAUGAAUAUCAAUUCAAAUGUGAAAUAUGUGGUGUCAUCAAGGUGCAACAAUCUGAGCUGAAUAGUCAUAUGCGCACCCACACGGGUGAAAAACCGUUUGUAUGUAAAUUAUGUGGGAGGGCAUUUAGUCAACGAGGUAGUCGGAAUACUCAUAUGAAGACAGUGCACUCCAGCAAAAAGCCUUAUGCAUGUGAAAUAUGUGGAAAAAGAUUUGCCGUACAAGUUUAUGUCAAUGCUCACAUAAAACAGAGCCAUUUAAAAUGCAAGCGCGCAAAGACAGACAAAGUUGAACAGGAGCCAACUAAUCAUAUGUAUUCGGAACCCACCGUUAUUGCCUGUAAGAUUGAUCAAAACGCUAAAUUACAAGCACCCCAUAUAAUUGAAAUCAAAGAAGAAUUACAUUCAGAAUAUGAUCAUGAAUAACUUGAUUAUAUACCCUAAGUAGUGGUGCAUGAUCGUCCCGUCGAUCCAGAAAUGACACAAUUCCGGGCGAAAAUAUUGCCUCUUGAGAAUCUAUCUCAUGAACAGUACUUUUCGAUACACAACUGAGGUAUUUAAAACAGGGGGCUCGACGGUGGAUACGAUUUAUAUUUUUCCUUGGUUCGAGUUGAUAUUCAGCCUCCACAACCAAUCCCAUUUUUGAAUAUUCAACAGCAAAUCAUUACUAAACUCAACACGGACUGUGCAAUUCUGAAAAAUAGUUAAUUAUCUUGUAAUGUUUGUAAAUGUUUUUUUACACAAAUGUGAUUGAAAUAAUUAAUGACUUAUGUAUUCAAAUAUAUAACUUUAAUAAAAGCCGAAGAAAUAAACAUGCAUUCUUUACCAUUA